CCAUCAUACCCAGAAUGCACAGAGACUCUAACACAGAUACAUUUUCAUGCAUGUGGAAAUAGCGGCGGGCUCCGUUUCAAAGUGUCAUUUUAGGUACGAAGACAACGAAAUAAAAACUCAGAUGAAUGAAGUGCCCGCUUGAUGCUCUGCUAGUGAAGAUUGGAUGAAGUCUUAAGCUGGCGGUCAUGGCAGCGUUUGAAUUGUAUACUAAGUAUGCCCGAGUGUGGGUUCCCGACUCAGAUGGCGUGUGGAAGCCUGCAGAGCUGACCAGGGACUACAAGCAAGGGGACUCUGUGCUGCAUCUGCUGCUGGAGGAUGGAAUGCAUGUCGAGCAUCCCUUGGACCCCGAAGCGCCGAACCUACCCCCCCUUCGGAACCCUGACAUUCUGGUGGGCGAGAAUGACCUCACCGCUCUCAGUUACCUCCAUGAACCUGCCGUCCUUCACAACCUCAAAGUGCGUUUCAUCGACUCCAAGCUCAUCUACACUUACUGCGGUAUCGUCCUGGUGGCCAUCAAUCCCUACGAAAACCUCCCGAUCUAUGGAACAGACAUCAUCAACGCCUACAGCGGCCAAAAUAUGGGCGACAUGGAUCCCCACAUCUUUGCCGUGGCAGAGGAGGCUUACAAGCAGAUGGCCAGGGAUGAAAGGAACCAGUCCAUCAUCGUCAGCGGGGAGUCCGGCGCGGGCAAGACCGUCUCUGCCAAGUACGCCAUGCGCUACUUUGCCACGGUCAGCGGGUCCGCCAGCGAGGCCAACGUGGAGGAGAAGGUGCUGGCAUCCAACCCCAUCAUGGAGGCCAUUGGAAACGCCAAGACCACUAGGAAUGACAACAGCAGUCGUUUUGGGAAGUACAUUGAGAUCGGCUUUGACAAGAGGCACCGCAUCAUUGGAGCGAAUAUGAGAACCUACCUGCUAGAGAAAUCCCGGGUGGUAUUCCAGGCAGAAGAUGAAAGGAACUACCACAUCUUCUACCAGCUUUGUGCCUCCUCCCACUUGACGGAGUUUCAGGCCCUUAAAUUAGGCAGUGCGGGGGACUUCCUGUGUACCAACCAAGGUCGAAGCCCGAUUAUCGAGGGUGUGGACGACGCCAAGGAGAUGUCCAUGACCAGAAACGCUUUCACCUUACUGGGGAUCAAUGACUCAUAUCAGAUGGGGGUGUUUCGGGUCCUGGCUGCCAUUCUCCAUCUCGGCAACGUGGAAGUGAAGGACCGGGAUGCUGAUAGCAGUACAAUCCAGGCUAACAACAGCCACCUGAUGGUGUUCUGUGAGCUCCUGGGUGUGACGUACCAGGACAUGGCCCACUGGCUGUGCCACAAGAAGCUGAAGACCACCACAGAGACGUACAUCAAGCCCCUGCCCAAGUUGCAGGCUGUGAACGCCCGGGACGCCCUCACCAAGCAUAUCUACGCCAAGCUCUUCAGCUGGAUCGUGGAUCGUGUCAACAGGGCCCUGCAGUCCUCUGUCAGACAGCACUCCUUCAUCGGGGUGCUGGACAUCUACGGGUUUGAAACCUUCGAGGUUAACAGCUUUGAACAGUUCUGUAUAAACUAUGCCAAUGAGAAGCUGCAGCAGCAGUUUAACAUGCACGUCUUCAAACUGGAGCAGGAGGAGUACAUGAAGGAGCAGAUCCCCUGGACGCUCAUUGACUUCUACGACAACCAGCCCUGUAUCAACCUGAUCGAGGCCAAGAUGGGCAUCCUGGACCUUCUAGAUGAAGAGUGCAAGAUGCCCAAAGGCUCAGAUGACUCAUGGGCUCAGAAGCUGUAUAACACGCACCUGAAGAUGUCCUCCCUCUUCGAGAAGCCUCGUUUGUCAAACAAGGCCUUCAUCGUGCAGCAUUUUGCGGACAAGGUGGAGUAUCAGUGUGAGGGAUUUCUGGAGAAAAACAAGGACACUGUCAAUGAAGAGCAGAUCACCGUGCUAAAAGCAAGCAAGUUUGAGCUGCUGGUAGAGCUGUUUCAGGAUGAGGACAAAUCCACUAGUCCGGUCGGACCUCCCUCGGGUGGCCGGACUCGGCUCAGCGUCAAACCCAACAGGACUCACCCUGGCCUGUCUAGUAAGGAGCACAGAAUGACCGUGGGGCUGCAGUUUCGUAACUCACUCCAUUUGCUGAUGGAAACCCUGAACGCCACCACCCCUCACUACGUACGCUGUAUCAAGCCAAAUGACUUCAAACUGCCCUUUACGUUUGACCCCAAGAGGGCAGUACAACAGCUCAGAGCAUGUGGUGUCCUGGAAACCAUCCGAAUCUCCGCAGCCGGGUUCCCAUCCAGGUGGACAUAUCAAGAGUUCUUCAGUCGUUAUCGGGUUCUAAUGAAGCAGAAGGAUGUUCUCACUGACAAGAAGUUAACAUGCAAGAAAGUUCUGGAGAAGCUGAUCAAGGAUGAGGACAAGUACCAGUUUGGCAAGAACAAGAUCUUCUUCCGCGCGGGUCAGGUGGCCUACCUGGAGAAGCUGCGAGCGGACAAGCUGCGGGCAGCCUGCAUCCGCAUCCAGAAGACCAUCCGCUGCUGGCUGCAGCGUAAGAAGUACCUGCGCAUGAAGAACUCUGCUGUCACCAUCCAGAGACACGUGCGCGGUUACCAGGCGCGAUGCCUGGCCAAAUUUCUGCGACAGACCCGGGCAGCCAUCAUUAUCCAGAAAUACCAGCGCAUGUUUUUGGAGAGGAAGCGCUACAAGCAGCAGCUGGCUGCAGCCCUCAUCAUCCAGUGCAUCCUGCGGGCGUACAUGGCCAGGCAGCAGUACAGGAUGCUUCUCCGUGAGCAUAAGGCGACCAUUAUCCAGAAGCACAUGCGCGGCUGGAUGGUGCGGCAGUGGUACAAGCACUCCCUGGCCACCGUGGUCUACCUGCAGAGCUGCGUGCGCCGCAUGAGGGCCAAGCGCGAGCUCAAGAAACUGAAGAUCGAGGCGCGCUCAGUGGAGCACUUCAAGAAGCUCAACAUCGGCAUGGAGAACAAGAUCAUGCAGCUGCAGCGCAAGGUGGACGAGCAGCAUAAGGACAACAAGGCCAUCACGGAGCGCCUGGUCGGCUUGGAGAGCUCGCACACAGCGGAGAGCGAGAAGCUGCGUGCAGAGGUCACCCGUCUGCGCGGCACCGAAGUGGAAGCCAAGAACAACGCCGGCCGCAUCAGCGCCUUGCUGGAGGAGCUGGAAGCCCUCCGCAUCGAGAAGAGCGUGUUGGAGGAGUGGGCGGAGACGUACCGAGAUGAGAUGGAGCAGAUGGUGGCAGACCUUAAGGAGCAGAACACCCUGCUCAAGAGCGAGAAGGACGAGCUGAACCGGCUGAUCCAGGAGCAGGCAGAGCUGAUGGCAGAGAGGAUGCAAAGGGUUCUGCAGGAAGAGACCAGGCAGCUUGAGAAUGAGCUGAACGAGGAGCGCUCUCGCUACCAGAACCUGCUCAGUGAGCACCUGCAGCUGGAGGAGCGCUACGAUGACCUCAGGGAGGAGAUGAACUUGACCUUGCAUGUCCCCAAGCAGGGCCGGCUGAGGACCGACUCCACCCAAAGCAGCAACGAGUCAUACAGCUCGGAGCUCAUCGAGUCUGAGGACGGCUCUCGUGGGCUUGAGGUGAGGCCUUGUGAUCCACACACACCACACCACAGUCACACCACACCUGAGAAGGGCAAUGGGGGACUUUGUAGCGGCUGGAAUGCUGGGAUGAACAGGGCUCUGGCUCCAAAAAUGACUGCAGAUUUCGCACCAAAUGUGAUCUUUUCCCAGAAAAACACCCCUUUCUCCCUGUGCCACUUACACCUAAAAGUGUGUGAUUAUCCUAUUCCGACAUCUGCUUGCCGUAUCCCAAGAGGAUGUCACCAUUGGACCUUGAUAUGUCUUUUUUUUUUUGUAUGCUUGAAGCUACAGAAGAGAGAUGAGGAGCUGGAGCAGGAGAAGCAGGACAAGCUGGAGCGAGGAGAGGGCCAGUUCCAGCGGGGCGGAGGCGGGCAGGAUGACGAGGAGCUCAAGGUGUAUCGUGGAGCAGAGCUGGAGUACAAGUCCCUCAAGCGCCAAGAGCUGGAGUGCGAGAACAAGAAGCUGAAGCACGACCUUAACCAGAUGCGGCAGCUGCUGAUGGACGAGGCCCCCGUUAUCAGCACGGGGGCACCGUCACCUGCUUACAAGCUGCUCCUGGACCAGCUGAACUCGGCCAGUGAGGAGCUGGAGGUGUGCAAGGAGGAGGUUCUAGUUCUGCGCUCCCAGCUGGUGAACCAGAAGGAAGCCAUGCAGCAGAAGGAAGAGAAGGAGACGAAGGAGCUAACACUGUCCUACACGGAGGAGGUGCAGCAGAUGAAAGGUGAAGGAGAGAUAACAUGCGUGAAGGAGAGCCACAGGGUGCUGGAGGCGCAGCUGCAGACCCAGAGGAGCAACUAUGAGAAUGAGCUGGAGGUGCUGCGUGGGGAGCUGCAGAACCUGCGGGAGGAGAACAAUCGGCAACAGCAGCUCCUGGCCCAGAACCUGCAGCUGCCCCCAGAGGCUCGCAUCGAGGCCAGCUUGCAGCACGAGAUCACGCGGCUCACCAACGAGAACAUGGAUCUCAUGGAUCAGCUGGAGAAGCAGGAGAAGAUCAUCCGCAAAUUCAAGAAGCAGCUCAAGAUUUUUGCCAAGAAGAUCGGCGAACUGGAGGGGGGACAGACAGAGGCCGUGUCCCCGGGACAGGUGGCCGAUGAGCCGGUGCAGCCUCUAAACAUCCCUCGCAAAGAGAAGGACUUCCAGGGAAUGCUGGAGUACAAGAAGGACGAUGAGGUGAAGUUAGUGAAGAACCUUGUCCUGGACCUGAAGCCCCGCGGUGUGGCCGUGAACGUCAUCCCCGGCUUGCCGGCCUACAUCCUCUUCAUGUGCCUGAGGCACUCCGACUACAUCAACGACGAUCAGAAGGUCCGCAGCCUGCUCACCUCCACCAUCAGCAGCAUCAAGAAGAUCCUAAAGAAACGGGGCGACGACUUCGAGACCAUUUCCUUCUGGCUCUCCAACACCUGCCGCUUCCUGCACUGUCUGAAGCAGUACAGCGGUGAGGAGUCUUUCAUGAAGCACAACACCCCCAGGCAGAGCGAGCACUGCCUCACCAACUUCGACCUGGCUGAGUACCGGCAGGUGCUGAGCGACCUGGCCAUCCAGAUCUACCAGCAGCUCAUCAGGUGCAUGGAGACCAUCCUGCAGCCCAUGAUCGUCUCCGGCAUGCUGGAGCACGAGACCAUCCAGGGGGUGUCGGGGGUGAAGCCCACGGGCCUCCGCAAGCGGACGUCCAGUGUGGUGGACGAGGGUACCAACACGCUGGACUCCAUCCUGCGGCAGAUGACUGUCUUCUACUCCACCCUGUGCCUGCACGGCACCGACGCGGAUCUCAUCAAGCAGGUUUUCCGCCAGCUCUUCUACAUCAUCGGCGCCGUCACCUUCAACAACCUGCUUCUGCGUAAGGAUAUGUGCUCCUGGAGCAAGGGGAUGCAGAUCAGGUACAACGUCAGCCAGCUGGAGGAGUGGCUCAGGGAAAAGAACCUGGUGACUUGCGGCGCCAGGGAGAUGCUGGAGCCCCUGGUCCAGGCGGCGCAACUGCUGCAGGUCAAGAAGAAAACGGAUGAGGACGCCGAGGCCAUCUGCUCCAUGUGCCAUAACCUCACCACCAUGCAGAUUGUUAAAGUGCUGAACUUGUACACUCCUGUGAAUGAGUUUGAAGAAAGGGUUUCAAUAACGUUCAUUCGAACAAUACAGACACGCUUGCGAGAUCGGAAGGAGUCGCCCCAGCUACUCAUGGACACAAAAAUCAUCUACCCCGUCACAUUCCCCUUCAACCCCUCCUCGCUCGCGCUGGAGACUGUUCAGAUACCGUCUAGUCUGAAUCUGAGCUUCCUCGUACGAGUGUAGAAGAAUCCGCUCUCAGAUGUCUGCAGAUCUGGGGGACCCUCCUGCGGGAGAUGUGACGCUAGCUCAGGUGUCUGAGUCUCAGCUAGAGACCCUGUUAAAAUCAUAUGCUUAGUAGAAAAAAAGUCUUACAAUAAAAAGCUUUGCAUAAUUGCAAACAGAUUUAUGUGACAUUUAAGGUAAACCUUUGGCAUUUUGGGGAAAGGGGUGUUGGAGCCUUAAUGCCACCGGAAUGGGUUAAUAUUAACCGUUAUAGUUGAAGUAGGGAGUGCGCGGUCCUCGGGGCGCGUGUCUGAGGUGGGUACUCGGAGACAAAGCGAACUGCAUUCGUAAUUAAAUUAGUUUUUAGCUGAUUAAAUUCCCAUCAUUUCCACUACAAGCAUUCUAAAUAAAUAUUAAUAAUUUAUUUUGCCUCGUUUUCCGAUAACACAAAAACACUAAUAGUGAAUGUUUGCCAGUUUCAUCAUGCAAACAGUUUAAGUAUGGAUUUAACAUACACCUCUAAUCGACGAUGAUUUAAUUUCUGUCAUUGUUACGUACGCAGAUUUCUGCACAUAUACACAGUUAAUCCUACUUGCAAAAAUCACCAUGCUUCUCCAAAAGCCCUGUUCCCGUGUCCCUUCUGUUCAGUGCAAUCCUGCGUAAUCCUGGGCUAUUGCAUGACCUCGGUACAACUGGAAAAACAAGCACCUGCGCUUCUGUGAACAGGAUAUCGGGGGGGAGAGUCCG
This is a messenger RNA of Paramormyrops kingsleyae, 6584 nucleotides long. The record is from RefSeq and is a predicted model, not a curated record. Lineage: Eukaryota; Metazoa; Chordata; Actinopteri; Osteoglossiformes; Mormyridae.